CAUGAGCAAUAAACAAAAUGGCGCGUAUACGUCAAAUUGUAAUUUUAAAUUAGUAGUGUAAAUUAAUAAAUAAAAUGAAGAAAAAAAAACCUAAUAGUUAAAGAUUUUUCGUGUUUUUUGAAAAUUACUGGUAAGAAAAUUUAGUUAUUUAAAUGUCAAUUAAAUAACAUUAAUUAAAAUUUAUAAAAAUGUCGGAUUAAAAAAAAAAAAUGAAAUGGAUGAUGAGGUAUUAAAAUGAGCUUUUUAUCUGCACGAGGUAUUUUACAACUAAUUACUUGGAACAGGUUAAAAUAUAUUUUUUUAUCAUCAAUAAUCAUGUAUUACGUAAUUGGAAACCCGCAAAGACCGAGUAUAUAUACGCACGCAGACUACAGUAGAUAUAAUUUCCGUGAAAAAAUACCAAAUAAUCGAGUACACGAUAAAUGUAACAAGAAACGACAGACCCUCGUUCACAAACCAGAAGAAGAAGUAUGGUAUGAGCCAUAUAUGAGUAAUCUUCAGCAAGAGUACUCGGAUGCUUCAUUAAAAUGUGAUUCGAAAGUCGAGUUACCUUGGAAAGACAUUGCGCUGCCGCGAGAUUCUUUGAAAAUUCGUCCGCAAGUUGAAAUUCCUGCUCACGAUAACCAGAAUCUGAGAAUGAUGGGUGAUAAUGAUAAUGACAGCGAUAAAGAUCAAAGUUUGGAGAAGAAAGAAUCUUCAGGAAAAAUGGAACUGCCUUGGAAUGAUUUAUUGGUCGAUAAUGUUAUUGUCGAGAUUAGAAAAUCGCCAGAAUUAUUGGCCAUUUGUGAUUCCACUUUGGAAAUACCUUGGGAUAAAAUAGUUUUGGAAACUCCAGGUCGUAUAAAUCCAUUACCUAAAGCGGAAAAAUGCAUUAAAGAAGACAUUGAAAUUCCUUGGGAUGAUAUUAUGCUGCCUAGCAAUAUUAUUAUUAAAUCUAAAAGACGAAAACAUCCAUCAUCUAGUAACACUAGACGUUAUUAUAAAGUCGAAGCUGUAGACUGUAGGACAUUGGAUUCGUGCUGUGAUCCCCGUUGUAGUAAAGAUAAAAAAAUUCAAAAGCCAUCGAAGGAACAGAAUAAUUGAUGUAAGGAAAUUGCGGUUGAAAAGGUGAUUGGAAAUAUAUUUCUAUAUUUUGAUGGUUAUAUUUUAUUGUUAUUGUUAUCAUUGAAUAAUAAAUUUACUGCAAUCGAUCUCAUCAAAAAUUCCAUGCAUGACAAAUUCAACGAUUUGCAUUGACUACUUAAAUUAUUUGUGUUGCGAUCGAAAUAAAUAAGAGCCUCUCGUGCAAAUAGUAAAUGUAUAAUAAAUAAAUUUAUGUGCUGUUUUUAUAUUAAAUAUGAUAACGCUACACAAUAUGAUAAUGUAUCGUAUUUCGUAAAUUAAAAUAUUGUAUUACUUUUAUGAAUAUUUUUUACUUGAUUAUCUUAUUUCCGAGAAAAUUUAUUAUGUAAAAAAUAAUGAAA
This is a messenger RNA of Microplitis mediator, 1463 nucleotides long. RefSeq lists its product as uncharacterized. Lineage: Eukaryota; Metazoa; Arthropoda; Insecta; Hymenoptera; Braconidae. The transcript is spliced from 2 exons. The record is from RefSeq and is a predicted model, not a curated record. Bases 235 to 1083 code for a protein of 282 amino acids.